UGACGACACUCUCGAUAACCAUGGCGGCCAUGUUCUACGAAGGCACCUUACAGAGUGGCAUUGGACAGGCUAUCCAGCAGCAGAAGCUCGUGGCAUGCUUCGUCCGAGACGACGGCGCAACGAGCAAGCAGUGGGAAGAUGAGUGGCUGAGGAGCGGCUGGCUAGCAGGCCUCCUCGAGCAGAAAGCCAUCCUCCUGCGCCUCGAGAGCGGAUCGGCCGAGGCCGGAUUCCUCGCUGCGUUCUGCAAGAUCGGGAGCGCGCCUACGCUCGUCGUCAUCCACAACGGGACGCUGCAGCUCCAGCUUGGGAGCGAGGUCGGGCAGGAAGAGUUCGUGAACAGCGUGCGCCGGGUCUUGGGCGCAGCGCCCAUCCCCGGCGCGGCGGCUGCGCAGGCAAGCACUGCGCAGGCAGAGGAUGACUUGUAUGGGGAGGACGGACCUGCAGUGGCUGCAGCGCAAGCGAACAGCCCCGUGCCAGCGCCGCCACCAGCACGAGCGCCGCCAGCACGAGUGCACACCCCAGCGACGACUGCCCCGACACCAAACGCCAGAGGCAAGCAACGAGCCGAGACGGCUCCCCAAGCCGGCCUUGCCGCCUCACCCGCGACCACGACCUCUGCCCAGCAAGCAGCGCGCGCUGCCCUACAGAAGAAGAAGCGGGAAGAUGCGGAAGAGCUCGCGCGCGUCAAAGCACGCAUAGAGCAAGACAAAGCCGAGCGCAAAGCGCAGGCCGAGGCACGGAAAGCCGAGCGAAGCGCAGAGAGCCAGACGUCCCCCCCGUCCCGGACGACACCCUCGAUCUCGACCUCAAUCUCAACCUCGACCCGCGGCGCGCAGUCGCAGACGGUCAGCCUCAACGUCCGUCUCUUCGACGGCCGCACAAUCCGCGCCACCUUCCCGCGCACCGCAACGCUGGAGACCCAAGUCCGCACGUGGGUCGACGCCGAGUGCGCAAGGCUGUCCCAAGACGACCCUAACACGGCCCACGCCGCCCUCCCGCCCUAUUUCUUCCGUCACAUCCUCGCGCCGCAGCCGGCGCGCGAGCUCUCUGCCGGCGACGAGACCCAGGCCCUCGGCGCCAUCGACCUCGCCCCGACCGCAACCCUGGUCCUCGUCCCCGUCAAGGGCUACAGUGACGCCUACGCUGCUCCCAGCACGAACCUGCUCGCGGGCACCACGACGGGGCUCGUCAGCGGCGCCUUCGGGCUGCUGAGCACUACGGUGGGAUAUGCGGGGAGCGUGCUGGGCGCGCUGCUCGGCGGCGCGGGGUCGCCGCAGACAAACACCGGGCACACCCUUGACGCGCGCAGUGCGAGUAGUGCGAGUAGUGCGAGUAGUGCUCCGCAGCCCCCAGAGAGAGACGACGGCAGCAUCAGGGUGCGGACGCUCGCCGACCAGCGCGCGCGCGAGCCGCGCAGCCAGCAGUUUUACAACGGGAACCAGUCGAAUAUCGAGCCCCGGCCGGACGACCGGGGGUGAUGAGUGGUGCAAGGGGAGCAGGAUGCGUACCUUGCUGGAGCCUGAAACGCAGAAACAUCAAGCAAUCGAGACGAAGGCUGCGUUGGCCGGUACUCAGACUCCACCCAUCUUUUUUUUCGUGUAAUCCAGCGUCUGCAUCGUCUGAGCGCGUCUUGAUUCCUUCGUGCGUUGUGCGUGUAAACAUGUGUUCCGCCUGUCAUCGCACAUAUCAAUGCCUCUUUUCCCUCCUUGCCAAUGAUUGCUUGACAACUCCCACACUCUUCUUCGACAGCGCAUCACAAGCCCAGCGCUCCACUGCA
Messenger RNA from Didymella exigua CBS 183.55, 1777 nucleotides. RefSeq lists its product as uncharacterized. The record is from RefSeq and is a predicted model, not a curated record. Bases 21 to 1478 code for a protein of 485 amino acids. The transcript is spliced from 4 exons. Lineage: Eukaryota; Fungi; Ascomycota; Dothideomycetes; Pleosporales; Didymellaceae. Gene Ontology annotation, molecular function: protein binding.